CCGCCAUUUUUUGAUAUUUUUUUCAGAUUUUAAAAUAUUUCCGAAUUUGCUGAAAUUUUGAUGAAAGUAUAAGACCAAUUGCGUUUAUUAUUGAUCAGAAUGCCUCGUGAAAUCAUAACGCUUCAAUUGGGGCAAUGCGGGAACCAAAUUGGAAUGGAGUUCUGGAAACAGCUAUGUGCAGAACAUGGGAUCAGUCCAGAGGGUAUUUUGGAAGAGUAUGCCACAGAGGGAAAUGACAGAAAGGAUGUAUUUUUCUAUCAGGCGGAUGAUGAGCACUAUAUCCCAAGGUCAGUGUUACUGGACCUGGAACCGAGAGUGAUCAACUCAAUAUUGAAGUCUCCAUAUGCCAAUCUGUAUAACCCUGAGAACAUCUACCUUUCUAAACACGGGGGAGGUGCAGGGAACAACUGGGCAAGCGGCUACUCACAGGGAGAAAGACUUUACGAAGAAGUGUUUGACAUUAUAGACAGAGAAGCUGAUGGCAGUGACAGUUUAGAGGGGUUUGUUGUGUGCCACAGUAUAGCUGGAGGGACAGGGUCGGGUAUGGGCUCAUACAUACUGGAAAAACUAAAUGACAGGUUUCCUAAGAAGUUGAUCCAGACUUAUUCCGUGUUCCCUAACCAGGAGGAGAUGUCGGAUGUUGUUGUCCAACCAUAUAACUCAGUGUUAACCCUGAAACGUCUCAACCAGAAUGCUGACUGUGUGGUUGUACUUGACAAUACUGCGCUACACAGGAUAGCAUGCGAUAGACUCCACAUUGAGAACCCAACAUUUGCACAGAUAAAUCAGCUGGUCUCUACAGUGAUGUCAGUGAGCACAACAACAUUGCGUUACCCUGGUUACAUGAAUAAUGAUCUGAUUGGUUUAAUUGCUCCUCUGAUUCCAACUCCACGUCUCCACUUCCUGAUGACUGGCUAUACACCUCUCACUUUGACAGACUCUCAACAGGUCCAAAGUGUGCGCAAAACAACAGUGCUUGAUGUUAUGAGACGAUUACUUCAGCCUAAAAACAUGAUGGUCUCCACUCCCGUCCAACAAAGACAAGCUAACCACUGUUAUAUCUCUAUACUCAACAUAAUACAAGGGGAGGUUGACCCCACACAGGUUCACAAAAGUUUACAGAGAAUAAGAGAGAGAAGACUUGCACAGUUUAUUCCAUGGGGUCCAGCUAGUAUCCAGGUGGCCCUUUCAAGAAAGUCCCCAUACAUUCAAUCCUCACACAGAGUUAGUGGACUUAUGUUAGCCAAUCACACCAGCAUUGCCAACCUAUUUGAAAGAACUCUUUCACAUUAUGACAAGCUGAGGAAACGUGAGGCUUUCAUGGAUCAGUUCAAGAAAGAAGACAUUUUCAAGGACAAUCUUGAUGAGUUUGAUGAAUCAAGGGAAUGCUUGCAGCAGUUGAUAGAUGAAUACAAAGCUGCUACAAAACCUGACUAUAUAACAUGGGGAGCUAAUAAACCCACAACUACCGCUCCAAGUGGAGCUUCAUAA
Molecule: messenger RNA, 1491 nt
Organism: Owenia fusiformis
Lineage: Eukaryota; Metazoa; Annelida; Polychaeta; Sabellida; Oweniidae
Source: the annotation of a GenBank genome assembly